AUGAGUUUCCCAGAAAUGAUAAAAGUAGGGCCGGUCGGAAAUGAUCGUUCUGGAGGAGAAUGGGAUGAGAAGGGAAAUGAUAGAAUCAUUGAAAUUUAUAUUUCUUAUUGCUCUUAUUAUAUUGCUUCUUUGCAAUUUAAGUAUGUUAAUCCACAAGGAAUGCAGGUCUUGUCCAGGCUACAUGGAAUAUCUAAUGGUUCACAUUUCAAUGUUGUAAAGCUCAAUUCUUCAGAGUACCUCACAGGGGUAAAGGGGAAAUGUUGUUUUCAUAUUGAAUCACUUACUUUUAUAACCAAUGCAAGAGAAUUCGGUCCCUUUGGUGCUGUUAACACUCGUUCAAGAGAAUUCAACUUUCAAUUUGGGCUGAACCGUCGGUUUGGUGGAUUUUUUGGCCACACCAAAAAUGGAUGUCUAACCUCCAUUGGAGCUUAUCUUAAGACUAGAGAUGAAUAA
Hibiscus syriacus is the source of this 453-nucleotide messenger RNA. RefSeq names its product jacalin-related lectin 2-like. Lineage: Eukaryota; Viridiplantae; Streptophyta; Magnoliopsida; Malvales; Malvaceae. The coding region runs from base 1 to 453 and encodes 150 amino acids. The transcript has 2 exons. The record is from RefSeq and is a predicted model, not a curated record.